Molecule: messenger RNA, 717 nt
Organism: Acanthosepion pharaonis
Lineage: Eukaryota; Metazoa; Mollusca; Cephalopoda; Sepiida; Sepiidae
Source: the annotation of a GenBank genome assembly
AUGUUUAAACCAAGAUCUCUGGCAAAAAAAACUCCAGCGCUGACACCUGCCCAGCAGGAAGCUGCAAAAAAACGCAAAGAAAGGCUUGAUAGACUCCAAAAUCUUCAGCUCAGAAUGAAUGAGGCUCGGAAGAUGAACCACAAGGAAGUAGCGGAGGAGGACAAACGUAAAAAGUUGCCUUCGAAUUAUGAAGAUAAGAGAAAAAGAAUUGAGUGGGAGGAAGAGGAAGAGAGAAAAAGAAAAGAUUGUGAAUCUAAGGGAGAGAACUAUGAUCGCGUGAAGUUGCUUGAUGUUGGCGCCUUUGAAGCUGAACAGUGGGAAAGAAAAAAGAAAAAAAGAAACCCAGAUCCAGGCUUUUCUGAUUAUGAAGCUGCCACAUUCCGCCAGUAUCAGCACAACACAAAACUGAUCAAACCAAAUAUGGAAGAAUAUUGCAGAGAGAUGGAGAAGAAAGGGGAUGAUUUCUAUCCAACUGCCAACACCCUGGGCAUCCAUCAACACAAAGAUACUGAAAAAGGUAUUGAUAAAAUGGUCACAGACUUAGAGAGACAGAUCCAUAAAAGAGAAAAAUACAGCCGACGCCGAGCUUACGAUGAGGAUGCAGACAUUGAUUACAUCAAUGAACGCAACAUGAAAUUCAACAAAAAGUUGGAACGCUUCUAUGGCAAAUACACGGCUGAAAUCAAACAGAACUUGGAAAGAGGCACAGCAGUUUGA